CAGCGUCGUCGUAAAAUGGCGGGAAAAUUUGGCGCCAUUAUCGACCGUGGAGCAUUUAUCUCUGGUCUUCCUCUAUUUAAAUCAGUUUCACUUGCUUCCAACUAUCCGCCAAUCCACAUAAAUUUCAGAUUGAAUUCUCUCUGCGGCUUCAUUCUCUCUCAAACCCUAACAAUGGCGCAGAACUGCAGCUCAGAAGUCAAUGAACCGUCGCCCAAGGUCCCUAAGCUCGCUCACGAGAACGGCGAAUCAGAGAAAAUCAGCAGUUUAUCAACGCUUCUCAGGGUGAAGAAGCUGUCUGAGAAAGCCGUGCUGCCAUCGCGAGCCUCCGCUCUCUCCGCUGGUUACGAUCUUUCCAGUGCGACAGAGACGAAAGUUCCUGCGAGAGGAAAAGUCCUGGUUCCGACUGAUUUGAGCAUCGCGAUACCAGAAGGAACUUACGCUCGGAUUGCGCCGCGUUCGGGCUUAGCUCUGAAGCAUGCGAUUGAUGUUGGUGCGGGCGUGAUAGAUGCUGAUUACAGAGGUCCCGUAGGAGUGAUUCUGUUCAACCACUCUGAUGUAGAUUUUGAAGUGAAAGCGGGCGACAGGAUUGCACAACUGAUUCUUGAGAAAAUAGUAACUCCGGAGGUGCUGGAGGUUGAGGAUUUGGAUUCGACUGCCAGAGGUGAAGGUGGCUUCGGCUCUACAGGAGUUUGAGAGAUCUCUAGCUUCUCGGGAAUGGAGAAUUUCCGGUUCGUUUCCCAUUUUUUGUCACACUUCGAUCAAACCUGCAUUUCUGUGGGGUCGAAGUGGCUUGGUUUUGUUGAAUAUAUGAUUAUCAGAUUAGGAAAAAGAACUUCGUUUUGUAUCUGAGAUUGCAAAUUUUAAACAAAUGACAAAACCAGAAACAAAAAUAAGCAACAGUCUGUUAAAAAUGGAGGAAAUGCCAUUUCUUAGUUGCUCAAGAAAUUUGAAUACCAUACUAAGAGCAUUGCAUUGAGCCAUUUUUAAUCA
Messenger RNA from Momordica charantia (bitter melon), 990 nucleotides. RefSeq names its product DUTP-PYROPHOSPHATASE-LIKE 1 (gene DUT1). Gene Ontology annotation, biological process: dUTP catabolic process; dUMP biosynthetic process. The record is from RefSeq and is a predicted model, not a curated record. Gene Ontology annotation, molecular function: magnesium ion binding; dUTP diphosphatase activity. Lineage: Eukaryota; Viridiplantae; Streptophyta; Magnoliopsida; Cucurbitales; Cucurbitaceae.